GACAUAAAGUCGGCCGGGUCGCUCAGCGACGCGGCUUUGGAGGUCUUGACCGUGGACGAGGUAAUGAGCUUGGCACUGACGGAGAUCACUGGGAAGCUGCUUCGAAUCUAUGCCUUCAGUGCGUUCGAUGCCGGCGUCACGCCCAACCCAGCACAAUGCAGAGGCUACGUGUCCGGUUCUUCCUCGAAUCCACCGUUGGACUUCUACCAGUUUCCGCGUCUUUUGGGCGAUGUGUCGGUUUUGAAGAAGGAGGUCGUGGGAAAUCCCAUGUACGACACCUCUGCAGUGCUCAUGGCUCUGUGCGCUCUCUCAGCGACGAAACCGCAAGUGGAUAUCAUGUUGGCAAAAAUCGCAGAAGGCUCGAUCCUGUCCUCAUCGGAGCGAGACGAAGUGCUCGUUCGAGCUUUCCGUGGAGAG
Symbiodinium sp. CCMP2456 is the source of this 417-nucleotide messenger RNA. The record is from the annotation of a GenBank genome assembly. NCBI's taxonomy places the organism in Eukaryota, Dinophyceae, Suessiales, Symbiodiniaceae.